Pyricularia grisea is the source of this 2191-nucleotide messenger RNA. RefSeq lists its product as uncharacterized. Lineage: Eukaryota; Fungi; Ascomycota; Sordariomycetes; Magnaporthales; Pyriculariaceae. The coding region runs from base 242 to 1756 and encodes 504 amino acids. The transcript is spliced from 3 exons. The record is from RefSeq and is a predicted model, not a curated record. Gene Ontology annotation, molecular function: iron ion binding; monooxygenase activity; oxidoreductase activity, acting on paired donors, with incorporation or reduction of molecular oxygen.
AAAAAAAAGAAAAAAAAAAAAAAACUAGUGCAGCCAGUCCCCAGAAGGAAGGUUGUAAGCGCCCGAACAUUGGCUCCAUUUGGCGAACAGUAAAAAGAAUCCCCCGACAUGCCGAUUACAUAUAAAUAGAUACAUAUCUGAUCAUCGCAGAUUGGUUGACUGGCGCUGCCCCUGUAACCAACUUAACACCUUUACGAAGCCCAGUUUAAAUACCAACAAUAUCUCGCGACUGCAUGUGGAAAUGUUGAACUCAGCAGCCUGUAUUGUUCUUGCCAUCACAGCGGUCUUGGGCCGUAUGAUCUACACCCACUUCUAUUCAAACACCUGUGCUGCGAUGAAACGGGCUCUAGCGCACAUUCCAGAGCUCCAUUUUGAAGAGGAUGACACGCCUGAGCGAUACAGGACAGAGACUCGCUCCCUCGUGAGAAAAGGGUACGAAAGAUACCUCCAGUAUGGCAUCCCAUUCCAGAUGCGUAAUCCGGUGUCCGAGCUAGGCAAUCAGGUUGUGCUUCCUGUGAAAUACCUCGAGGAAGUCAAGCGCGCUCCCAGGUCGCUGUACAGUUUCGAGGCCUUCUCUGAGAAAGUGUUUCUGCUGAAAUACAUUGACGCGCCUCGCCAGACGGAUGCUCUCCUCUACGCGGUUAAACUGGAUAUCAAUAAGAACAUGGAUCAUAUAUUAAACGGGCUCUGGGAUGAGACCCAGGUGCUUCUAAAGGAGACGGUUCCCGUUACCGGCCAGAUCACAAUUCCCGGCGGCGAACUUGCCUGCAACAUCAUCGCGCGCACCAUGUCCUAUGUCCUCGUGGGGCCCUCGCUCUGCCGGAACCCCGAGUGGACCAAGAUCGCGAUAGAAGCGACGUUUGCCCUGGUCGCAGGCACUCAGGGCCUCCGCGACAGAUAUUCGCCCGGAUGGAGAUGGCUGGCCCGGUUUCAACGCUCGUCAGAAAAGCUGGGAGAGGUGCGGGAAAAGGCCAUGGAGCUGAUCAAGCCGUUGCACGAAGAAAGAAUGAAGGCUCUCAAAGAUGACAGUGGCCAAUUCCGAAACUUUUACGAUACUAUCUUCUGGACGAUGAACAAGAGAAAGGUAGAUAGAUCGCUCAGGGCAAUUGUCGACCAGCAGCUGUUCUUAACCCUGGCAUCCAUCCACACCACCGCCGGAACCCUGCAGUCCAUACUGUGUGACUGGCUCGCCCAUCCCGAGUACCAUGACGAGAUCCUGGCCGAGAUCAACAAGAGGCUAGCUGCGUUCAAGGGUGCCGGAGGCAAAUGGACUCAGCAGGAAGUUAACGAGAUGAAAAAGUUGGAUAGUUUCAUGAAGGAAAGCACGCGGGUAAACCCGGUCGGUUGCAUGACAGUCCAGCGCUACGCCCAAAGGACUCAUACUUUUAGCGACGGGUUCGUCCUGCCGGCGGGGACCAUCUUCCAAUUUCCCUCGGAUGCCGUCCAUCAUGAUCCGAAGCUCUUUCCCGACCCCGAAAAGUUCGACGGGCAUCGAUUCCUCCGCCUUCGCGAAAAAGACGCAAAUGCAUAUCACUACGGCUACGUCUCGGACACGACUCUGAACUGGGGCGCUGGUACGCACGCCUGCCCGGGACGCUUUCUCGCCACUUAUGUCCUCAAGUUUGCGUUCAUCGCAUUGAUCACGCAGUACGACCUAUCAUUCCCGGAGGGCACGGGGAAACCGGGAUAUUUUUAUUUUGACAAUUCGGUGAGGAUUGACCCGACGGCGAAGCUGGAUAUAAAGAAGAGCUCUUAGUUGCAGAAAUUCUCAAAUGUCCUCGGCAAACAGGAAACAUGAAUUGAGGCCUAGAACUGUUGCCUAGUGUAAGUUUCCUAGUUGCCUAAGGGCGUGAUCUUCUGACUUGAUCGAGUUUUCAGCAAUUAGGCGGUACUUUAACCUGGUAGGAAAAAAAAGGGGGGGAGUGGCUUGGAAGUAGAUUUUUCUUUUUCGACCGGGCUACCCGGGAUGACCAGGGGCUAUGGGUUGUGGCCGCAAAAAAGCCUCUUUUCACAUACCCCUCGGUCAUCAUCGUUUCACGUAGUGAUCAACUCUAGUUUAACGACUCUUAUUGUUUGGCGAUAGCUUCAAAGAUCUAUAUCAGCCGUUCUUCACAAUGUUAAGUCCCUGUACCAGCGCUCAUCUAUCUUGGUAUCGAGUACGCCCAGCAGGAAUAAACGCGCGCUAUAGCCG